Molecule: messenger RNA, 2355 nt
Organism: Xiphias gladius (swordfish)
Lineage: Eukaryota; Metazoa; Chordata; Actinopteri; Istiophoriformes; Xiphiidae
Gene: fli1rs
Product: Fli-1 proto-oncogene, ETS transcription factor-related sequence
Exons: 10
Coding region: 333-1712 (459 amino acids)
Biological process (GO): regulation of transcription by RNA polymerase II; cell differentiation
Cellular component (GO): nucleus
Molecular function (GO): sequence-specific DNA binding; DNA-binding transcription factor activity, RNA polymerase II-specific
Source: RefSeq, a predicted model, not a curated record
ACUGUCCACGGAACCGCAAAAAAAAAAAAAAACAACAACAACAGCAACAAAAGUAAAGCAUGGGGGCAGUGAAAUCCCUGAACACUUAGCGGGUCUUUUGCUUUUGGGGGUUUUGGUUUCUUUGAACGAAGAAUACGUUUAACGAAGGGAUGCGGGACUUCACUGAUGCGCGCAAGGCAGGUGUCCCCGAAGGCGCCAUGGAUCGGUUCGGACACAGCGAGAGCCCCUUUCAGAGAGCAGGAGGAUCCGUUCCCAUCAGAUGACUGGAAGCACUGUCCGUGGUGAGUGAGGAUCAGCCCAUUUUCGAGCCGCCCUACCCCGCAGCCCCUGCCAUGCACAUGAAGGCUGAGAUGACGUCGCCCAGCGGGUUCAGCCAGGCCUCCAAGCAGAGUCCUGAGCCCACCGAGCCAGAGUGGGUGGGGUCAGCAGCGCAAAACCCUGGGAAAAGAAGCGAACACGUCAAUGGAACCAGCCGCGAGUCCCCGGUGGACUGCAGUGUCACCAAGCGUUCCAGACACAUGAGUGACGACGGGGCCCCGAUGCCGUACCAUGCCACGUACGCAGAGCCUCGCGUCAGCCCCCAGACCGCCACCCCGCCCAGCAGCACCACAGAGGAGAAGAGGGUCAUCGUGCCAGCAGAUCCUGAGGUUUGGACACAGGACCACGUGCGGCAGUGGCUGGACUGGGCCAUCAAGGAGUACGUCCUGGAGGAGGUGGACGUCAUGCUCUUCCAAGCACUGGACGGCAAGGCCCUGUGCAAGAUGACCAAGGAAGACAUGAUGCGUCUCACGUCGGCCUACAAUGCAGACAUCCUGCUCUCGCACCUCAAUUACCUCCGGCAGAGUAGCCCUACGUUCUCCUACUCCACAACUCCCACCAACAACACACCACCACAACAACCCAGACUACAGGUGAAAGCAGAGACCGGGUUUGAUGAGAUCAGCCGCAGAAACAGCUGGCCUACAAACAACAUGACUGCAGUGCCUAAAGGUUCUUCCAUGGAGCACCAACACAGCACAAGAGUCACAGAGCCUGCUCCAAGAAUUGUGCAAGACCCGUAUCAGACAUUAGGGCCCAUAAGCAGUCGACUAGCUAACCCAGAAGGCCAAGCCCUCAGCUCAUCCAAGAACCGAACAGGCAAACAAAGUCCAUACAAGCUCCCUGACCCCAGCGCUCACAGGCCUGUGGGUUCGGGGCAGAUCCAGUUGUGGCAGUUCCUGCUGGAGCUGCUGUCCGACAGCAACAAUGCCGGCAUCAUCACCUGGGAGGGCACCAACGGUGAGUUCAAAAUGACCGACCCGGAUGAGGUGGCCAAGCGCUGGGGCGAGCGCAAGAGCAAGCCCAACAUGAACUAUGACAAGCUGAGCCGCGCUCUGCGCUACUACUACGACAAGAAUAUCAUGACCAAGGUGCACGGCAAGCGCUACGCCUACAAAUUUGACUUCCAAGGCAUCUCGCAGGCACACCAGAAUCACGCGGCGGAAGGGGGGAUUGUUAAGUACCAGACUGAGAUGUCUUACGUCCAGUCCUACCACAGCCACCAGCCCAAAAUGAACUUCAUGGGUGGCCACCCUGCACCUAUGCCCGUCUCCCCUGGCAACUUUUUCGCCCCCCCGUCGACAUACUGGAACUCCCCCAACACCUCCAUCUAUCCUGGGUCAGCCAUGACCAGGCAUCCCACCACUCACUCCCACCUGAGCUCGUACUACUGAGGACAGGGCAUUUUCACACCUGAACGGGAUAACAUGGGAGAGGAACCCGAGUGUGCUAGAAAACUCUUGCACACUCCAUCCAGGAUGUACCUGAGCUGAACCCCGUCUGAAAUGAAGGUGAUAUGACGCUACGGUCUGUUUUAUAAAGGCAUUAUGAAGUUGUCUUUGUCACAUUCUUUCUUAAAAAUGGACAAAUUGUGAGGGUAAAUUAAUUCUGUGAUGAAUGGAAAGGAUUGGUAUUGUACUCUUCAAAGAGUUUUCUUUUCUGAAUACACUGUUGACAGUAUUUUACGAUUAUACAGUUGUUAUGAAACCAAGUUUUGUUCCAUUUGUAAGUACAUUGUUUGAUAGUAAACUGUUGUAAAGACAAGUCAUACCCUUUACUGUGUGAGUAGCAUAAUGAUUUUCACAUAGGUCGAAAUUGCAGUUUUCACAUUCAAUGUGACUGACAUUUGUAAAAGAGAAUAUGUACAGAAUGAGUCACAUGUAGCACUGUAACAUUUACUCAUGAUGUAAAGCUAAUAAAUGAUGCUUGUACCUGAAAAUGGCCUCCUGUGACUAUUAUCAUGUACAGAUUCUGUAGAGAAACUUGGCAUUUUGAGUUUUCUUUGACUUUUUGUUAAUUGACAAAAUACUCUAUAAG